AUGGUUGGCACAACUUCCUUGGCCUUCACAGCUUCGCACGAAGUUCCCCCUCCAGACUGCGUUGAAGACACCGAAGCCUCAGGUGCGGGCGGGCGUCGAGGUUUUUUCCAACAACUGCCAUUCACGGAUUCACGGACCUGCUUCUUCACAGCCUCUGUCGACGACGCAGCCUCCACAAGCCCGUGCAAGGGAAGUACAUUGCUUUUAGUGUUGGUUCAGGGCCAUGACUGCCUCCAACAGCUCGUGUCCAUAGUCCGCUCGCCACGUCUGCGUGGCCAGCUCUUUGUAUGCCUGGUUCGAGAGCACCGACGAAAGUGCCUGCAGACAAUGGAACGCGGCAUCCAUGGUGGAGUUGUUCCAGGCAUCUAUGAACCCAUGACGCGGUCUGUAGCCGUCGGCCUUCAAGCUGGAGUUCAGGAUAAAAGUACUUCGUGCAGGACGCCCGCGAUAUACCUGGCAUCAACGAUGCUUCGUGACACGCAGCUGCCCGUUCACUGGCAGAGGACCUCGUCAUCCUUCCUUGGUGCCUUGCAAGGUUCGGAAUUCGCCGAGAAGUGUCCAGAACAAGCGACCGAGCUCCUUCUAACCACCCUUCCGCAUUUGCGAUGCACCCCCCUCCCUCCCUCCUGUGAGCCCCCGGAGGAGCUGCAGACCGAUGCCGUGGGGGUUUUUGCCCAACUACUACAAUGCUCUUUUUUGCGAUCUUUCCCUGGGACCCCCCCUGGAACCUCACCCACUAACACACCCAAGCCUUGA
Molecule: messenger RNA, 756 nt
Organism: Symbiodinium natans
Lineage: Eukaryota; Dinophyceae; Suessiales; Symbiodiniaceae
Source: the annotation of a GenBank genome assembly